Mycena citricolor is the source of this 1209-nucleotide messenger RNA. NCBI's taxonomy places the organism in Eukaryota, Fungi, Basidiomycota, Agaricomycetes, Agaricales, Mycenaceae. The record is from the annotation of a GenBank genome assembly.
AUGCUCCAGAAGGUUCUACUACGACCCAUGACCAGCGUUCCAUGCGCACACGAAUCCACCAUUUCGUACCGAUUCCCAUCGUCGUCUGGGAGUCCAUCCCCUCCCCCCAUCGUACCAUCGUCGCCCGAUCUGGCGCAUCAAAACCAACCCGGGCCCUCCGACCCCUACCUCGCCCUCCCACCGCCUGAAGACGAGAUCCCCGACCUCGACGAACUGCCCUCCGAACAACCACCCUCGCCUCCACCUCACACGCCUGCCCCUACCAUGUCAGGGCAUCACCGCAUCACCCUCGCCGCCAACCCCCCCUACUUCGAUGGCGACAAGUCCAAAUACCUGGGCUUUGUGGACGCGUGCACCACUUACAUCGGUGCCUAUCGAUCGGAGUUCUCACAAGAUGAGACCAAAAUCCUCUUUGUCCUCUCCUACCUCCGUAACGAGAACGGCACGAGCUGCGCUGCCUCGAGAUGGGCGAUGAACUGGAAGCAGCACAACUUCGAUGGCUUCCAGGGACUGAAGACAGGAGUCACAUCAAAGAACUUCCUGGAGGAGUUUCAGAGGGCGUUCGGGGACUCCAAUGCGGAACAAGUCGCCGCUGCUCGGCUUAUGGCCCUGCGUCAAAACAAACGGUCCUUCGCGGACUACAUCUCCGACUUUGAGAUGUUGGCCGCAGAUGCAGGCUACAAUGUGGUCGACACCACCGACGACAAAGGCGAAUACAAGAAGGGGGACCAGGAUAAUAUCCUCAUCGAGUUCCUGGAGCGCGGACUCAGCAGCGAGAUCGCCAGCCGUCUCUACAACACCGGUGUCCCUCUGCCCAAGGCCUAUGGAGCGUUCAAAGCCUGGUGCAUCAACAUCGAAGCCAAUGCUCUGCGUGACCAGCUGCGCAAAGCGUCGUAUGGGCACCCCACACAACGACCACCUCCCCAGUUCCGUCCCCAAACGGCACCAGUGGCGCCCACACCCGCUCCGGCCCGACCCGCUGCCAACGAACCGGUUCCGAUGGAAAUCGAUCGUACCCACGCCCGCGGCCGCAAUAUCAUCUGCUACAACUGUCAGCAGCCCGGGCACAUUGCGCGGAACUGCCCGGAGCCCAAGAAGAAGCGCACGUUCUUCAAUCGGGCCACAAUGCUGGAAGAAAUCGAGAACGGGGACAAGGACAACGAGUUCCUGAAGGAGAUUGCCGAGAAGCUGCGCGAGAAGGGUUUUUGA